AUGUUGAACGAAUUUGGACCGAGUGAUGUGCGCCGGGCUAGCGUUCCUCGUCGAAAGUCGAUUGCGGGAUGUGCUGCUACCGUAAUGCAAUUGAUCCGUACGAACGGUCCCCGGAAACCAUCUGUGAGUGAAACCAUCAAGCAUCAGAAUGGAACCACAAUCUCGAAUGAAGAACGCAUCGACCUGUAUGCUGAAUACUUCGAACAACAACUGUCAUGGCCACCAGCGGGCAUUCACCUAAAGCCCAGAGGUGAAGUAGAACCCUGGACGGUGAACGUGGAACCACCUACGGCCUCGGAGGUGGUGACAUCGAUUAGCAGUCUCUUCACCAGGCGUAGUGGGGAUCACGCGGUCCCCAUCCUGGAAGGCGAGUAG
Opisthorchis viverrini is the source of this 375-nucleotide messenger RNA. RefSeq lists its product as hypothetical. NCBI's taxonomy places the organism in Eukaryota, Metazoa, Platyhelminthes, Trematoda, Opisthorchiida, Opisthorchiidae. The record is from RefSeq and is a predicted model, not a curated record. The coding region runs from base 1 to 375 and encodes 124 amino acids. The transcript has 2 exons.